AUGGAUUGGAGUUUACGGUUAGAUGAUGCACUUUGGGCGUAUCGUACGGCGUACAAGACACCCGUUGGAAUGUCCCCAUUUCGGCUUGUCUAUGGCAAACCGUGCCAUCUCCCCGUUGAGUUGGAACACAAAGCUCAUUGGGCCGUCAAGAAGUUUAACCUGAACCUCGAUGAAGCGGGAAGUCACCGGAAGUUCCAAUUGAAUGAGCUUGAUGAGAUACGGAACGAGGCAUACGAGAAUGCAAGCAUUUACAAGGAAAAGACCAAGGCGUUCCAUGAUAAGAUGAUUAGAGUCCAAAUCCAAAGCUUGAAAACGGGACACGAAUUCAAGGUGAACGGGCAUCGGUUGAAGCCGUACUACGAGAACUUUGAGGAGCAUACCGUGGAUGACACUCCCUUGCAUGUCGUGGACUCCAUUGAGGAGUGA
Molecule: messenger RNA, 426 nt
Organism: Malus domestica (apple)
Lineage: Eukaryota; Viridiplantae; Streptophyta; Magnoliopsida; Rosales; Rosaceae
Source: RefSeq, a predicted model, not a curated record